AUGAGGAAAACCUCAGAGGAUUGUCUCACUUUGUCUCCAGACUGGAAAGUAGAAGAUGAGGACAUCACACAGUAUAGUCCAGGAGAAAACCCGGCUCCCUCCAAUGUCCAUCCGGCACCACCCAGUGUAGAUGGACCAUCGGAUUCCUCGUAUCCUGAGGAACCUCAGACUGUGCGGGACCGGGCUGGCCUUCCAACAGAGAAGAGGUUCUCCUGUACUGAGUGCGGGAAAAGUUUCAAUUCUAAAUCCGGGCUUAAUAAGCAUAAAAAAUCUCACACAGACGAAAAGCCGUAUUCCUGCCCUGAGUGCGGGAAAUGUUUUGUAAAUAAAUCAAAGCUUGUCACACAUCAGAGAUCUCACACGGGGGAGAAGCUGAAUUCCUGUCCUUAUUGCGGGAAAUGUUUUUCAUGGAAAUCCAGUCUUUACAAACAUCAGAGAGUUCACACGGGGGAAGAGCCAUUUUUCUGUCCUGAGUGCGGGAAAUAUUUUUCACAGAAGUCCAAUCUUUAUAUUCAUCAGAGAUUGCACAAAGGUGAGAAGCCGUAUUCCUGUGCUGAGUGUGGGAAAUGUUUUUCACAGAAGUCCAACUUUUAUAUUCAUCAGAGAUCUCACACGGGUGAGAAGCCGUAUUCCUGUCCCGAGUGCGGGAAAUGUUUUUCACAGAAGUCCAAUCUUUACAUUCAUCAAAGAUUGCACAAAGGUGAGCAGCCAUAUUCCUGUCCUGAGUGCGGGAAAUGUUUUUCAAACAACUGUCAUCUCUUCAGACAUCAGAAAUCUCACACGGGGGAGAAGCCGUAUCCCUGUCCUGAGUGCGAAAAGGUUUUCUCACAGAAGGCCAAUCUUUUCAGACAUCAGAGGUCUCACAUGGGGGAAAAGCCAUAUUCCUGUCCUGAGUGUGGAAAAUGUUUUUCAGGAAAGUCCUAUUUUUACAAACAUCAGAAAUUACACACAGGUGAGAAGCCAUUUCCCUGUCCUGAGUGCGGGAAAUGUUGUAUACAAAAAUCAGAUCUUGUCAUACAUCAAAGGUCUCACACGGGGGAGAAGCCGUAUUCCUGUCCAUAUUGUGGGAAAUGUUUUUCACAGAAGUUCAGUCUUUACAGGCAUCAGAGAUUGCACACAGGCGAAAAGCCGCAUUCUUGUACUGAGUGUGGGAAAUGUUUUGUGCAAAAAUCUGAGCUCAAUGUGCAUAAAAGAUCUCACACGGGGGAGAAGCCGUAUUCCUGUCCUGAGUGCGGGAAAUGUUUUUCACAGAAGUCCAAUCUUUCCUUACAUCAGAGAUCUCACACGGGGGACAAACCAUUUUCCUGUUCUGAGUGCGGGAAAUGUUUUUCACACAAGUCCAGUCUUAGCAAGCACCAGAGAUCUCACACGGGGGAAAAGCUGUAUUCCUGUUCUGAGUGUGAGAAAUGCUUUGUACGUAAAUCAGAACUUGUUUUACAUCAGAGAUCUCACACGGGGGAGAAGCCGUAUUCCUGUCCUGAGUGCGGGAAAUGUUUUUCAGUUAAGUCCAAUCUUUACAAUCAUCAGAGAUCUCACACGGGGGAGAAGCCGUAUUCCUGCUAUGAGUGCGGGAAAUGUUUUAUGCGAAAAUCAGAACUUGUCAUACAUCACAGAUGGCACACAGGUGAAAAGCCGUAUUCCUGUCCAGAGUGCGGAAAAUGUUUUUCAGAUAAAUCCAAUCUUUAUCGUCAUCAGAGAUUGCACACAGGAGAGAAACCGUAUUCCUGUCCUGAGUGCGGGAAAUGUUAUUCAGAUCAGUCCAGUCUUUACAGACACCGGAAAUCUCACACGGGGGAAAAGCCGUAUUCCUGUCCUGAGUGCAGGAAAUGUUUUUUACAUAAAUCACAACUUGUCACACAUCAGAGGUCUCACACGGGGGAAAAACCGUAUUUCUGCCCUGAGUGCGGGAAAUGUUUUUCAGAUAAAUUACAUCUUUCCAGACAUCAGAGAUCUCACACAGGUGAAAAGCCGUAUUCCUGUCUUGAGUGUGGAAAAUGUUUUGUACAAAAGUCACAACUUGUCACACAUCAGAGGUCUCACACAGGAGAGAAGCCAUAUUCCUGUCCUGAGUGCGGGAAAUGUUUUUCAGACAAGUCAUAUCUUUCCAAACAUCAGAGAUUGCACACGGGUGAAAAGCCAUAUUCCUGUCCUGAGUGUGGAAAAUGCUUUUUAAAAAGAUCAGAACUUGUCAAACAUCAGAUGUCUCAUACAGGGGAAAAGCCUUAUUUCUGUCCUGAGUGUGGGAAAUGUUUUUCAGAGAUGUCCCAUCUUUAUAAUCAUCAGAGACUGCACACGGGGGAGAAGCCGUAUUUCUGUUCUGAGUGUGGGAAAUGUUUUGUACAAAAAUCAAACCUUGUCACACAUCAAAGGAUUCACACAGGGGAAAAGCCAUAUUCCUGUUCUGAGUGUGGGAAAUGUUUUAUUCAAAAAUCACUUCUUGUCACACACCAGAGAUCUCACACAGGUGAAAAGCCAUAUUCCUGUCCAGAGUGCGGGAAAUGUUUUUCACAGAACUCUCAUCUUUAUAGACAUAAGAGGUCUCACACGGGGGAAAAGCCAUAUUCCUGUCCUGAGUGCGGGAAAUGUUUUUCACAGAAGUCCCAUCUUUACACACAUCAGAGAUUGCACAAGGGGAGAAGUCACUUUCCUGUCCUGAGUGAGGGAAAUGUUCCUCACUGA
Molecule: messenger RNA, 2679 nt
Organism: Staurois parvus
Lineage: Eukaryota; Metazoa; Chordata; Amphibia; Anura; Ranidae
Source: the annotation of a GenBank genome assembly